CAGUGUUGUAGUUUUGCUGCUGGACUCUUCCCUCCCUCCCCCCACCCCAUCAGGAUGAUAUGAGACUUGAAAGAAGACGAUGCAUACAGGAGGAGAGACUUCAGCAUGCAAACCUUCAUCUGUUCGGCUUGCACCGUCAUUUUCAUUCCAUGCUGCUGGCCUUCAGAUGGCUGGACAGAUGCCCCAUUCACAUCAAUACAGUGACCGUCGCCAGCCAAACAUAAGUGACCAACAGGUUUCUGCCUUACCUUAUUCUGACCAGAUUCAGCAACCUCUAACUAACCAGGUGAUGCCUGAUAUUGUCAUGUUACAGAGGCGGAUGCCCCAAACCUUCCGUGAUCCAGCGACCGCUCCCCUGAGAAAACUUUCUGUUGACUUGAUCAAAACAUAUAAGCAUAUUAAUGAGGUUUACUAUGCAAAAAAGAAGCGAAGACACCAACAGGGUCAGGGAGACGAUUCUAGUCAUAAGAAGGAGCGGAAGGUUUAUAAUGAUGGUUAUGAUGACGAUAACUAUGAUUAUAUAGUAAAAAACGGAGAGAAGUGGAUGGAUCGUUAUGAAAUUGACUCCUUGAUAGGCAAAGGUUCUUUUGGACAGGUUGUAAAAGCAUAUGAUCGUGUGGAACAAGAAUGGGUUGCAAUUAAAAUAAUAAAGAACAAGAAGGCUUUUCUAAAUCAAGCCCAGAUAGAAGUGCGACUUCUUGAGCUCAUGAACAAACACGACACUGAAAUGAAAUACUACAUAGUGCAUUUGAAACGCCACUUUAUGUUUCGAAACCAUCUCUGUUUAGUAUUUGAAAUGCUGUCCUACAACCUCUAUGACUUGUUGAGGAACACCAAUUUUCGAGGUGUCUCUUUGAACCUAACACGAAAGUUUGCACAACAAAUGUGCACUGCACUGCUGUUCCUUGCGACUCCAGAACUUAGUAUCAUUCACUGUGACCUAAAACCUGAGAAUAUCCUUCUUUGUAACCCUAAACGCAGUGCAAUCAAGAUUGUUGAUUUUGGCAGUUCUUGUCAGUUGGGGCAGAGGAUAUACCAGUAUAUUCAGAGUCGCUUUUAUCGGUCUCCAGAGGUGCUACUGGGAAUGCCUUAUGACCUUGCUAUUGACAUGUGGUCCCUCGGGUGUAUUUUGGUUGAAAUGCACACUGGAGAACCCUUGUUCAGUGGUGCCAAUGAGGUGGAUCAGAUGAAUAAAAUAGUUGAAGUUCUGGGUAUUCCACCUGCUCAUAUUCUUGACCAAGCACCAAAAGCAAGAAAAUUCUUUGAGAAAUUGCCAGAUGGCACUUGGAACUUAAAGAAGACCAAAGAUGGAAAACGGGAGUACAAACCACCAGCCACUCGUAAACUUCACAAUAUCCUUGGAGUAGAAACAGGAGGACCUGGUGGGCGCCGUGCUGGGGAAUCGGGUCAUACUGUAGCUGACUACUUGAAGUUUAAAGACCUCAUUUUAAGGAUGCUUGAUUAUGACCCCAAAACUCGAAUCCAACCGUAUUAUGCACUGCAGCAUAGUUUUUUCAAGAAAACAGCUGAUGAAGGUACAAAUACAAGUAAUAGUGUAUCCACAAGUCCAGCAAUGGAGCAGUCACAAUCUUCAGGCACCACCUCUAGUACAUCUUCAAGCUCAGGUGGAUCAUCGGGGACAAGCAACAGUGGGAGAGCAAGGUCGGACCCAACGCACCAGCACCGGCACAGUGGGGGACACUUCACGGCCGCUGUCCAGGCGAUGGACUGUGAGACGCACAGCCCCCAGGUGCGUCAGCAAUUCCCUGCUCCUCUUGGUUGGUCAGGCACUGAAGCUCCUACACAAGUCACUGUUGAAACUCAUCCUGUUCAAGAAACAACCUUUCAUGUAGCCCCUCAACAGAAUGCAUUGCAUCAUCACCAUGGAAAUAGUUCCCAUCACCAUCAUCACCACCACCACCACCACCACCACCAUGGACAACAAGCUUUGGGUAACCGGACCAGGCCAAGGGUCUACAAUUCUCCAACAAAUAGCUCCUCUACCCAGGAUUCUAUGGAGGUUGGCCAUAGUCACCACUCCAUGACAUCCCUGUCUUCCUCAACUACUUCUUCCUCCACAUCUUCCUCCUCUACUGGUAAUCAAGGCAAUCAGGCCUACCAGAAUCGCCCAGUGGCUGCUAAUACCUUGGACUUUGGACAGAAUGGAGCUAUGGACGUUAAUUUAACCGUCUACUCCAAUCCUCGCCAAGAGACUGGCAUAGCUGGACAUCCAACGUACCAAUUUUCUGCUAAUACAGGUCCUGCACAUUACAUGACUGAAGGACAUCUGACAAUGAGGCAAGGAAUUGAUAGAGAAGAAUCUCCCAUGACAGGAGUUUGUGUUCAACAAAGUCCUGUAGCUAGCUCGUGACUAAAUUGAAACUUGAGUUUGUUUCUUGUGUGUUUUUAUAGAAGUGGUGUUUUUU
Messenger RNA from Elephantulus edwardii (Cape elephant shrew), 2426 nucleotides. RefSeq names its product dual-specificity tyrosine-(Y)-phosphorylation regulated kinase 1A (gene DYRK1A). Gene Ontology annotation, cellular component: nucleus. Gene Ontology annotation, biological process: positive regulation of DNA-templated transcription; protein autophosphorylation; peptidyl-serine phosphorylation. The record is from RefSeq and is a predicted model, not a curated record. Gene Ontology annotation, molecular function: transcription coactivator activity; ATP binding; protein serine/threonine/tyrosine kinase activity. Lineage: Eukaryota; Metazoa; Chordata; Mammalia; Macroscelidea; Macroscelididae. Bases 80 to 2371 code for a protein of 763 amino acids. The transcript is spliced from 11 exons.